AUAUGUCUAAAGCCUGAUUUGCUGCCGUCAAGUUUCAAAAUGGGAGGGCGUUCAUGUGCAUUUUUACCUCGUAUUUACGAUAAUUCUGAGAGCACGUGAAGGAACCAUUUAACUUCUCUGCUAAGCCCCCCUUAGCAUAUAGCCUAUAUAUCUAGCAUUUGUCGUCGAGUUAGCCAGUCUUAAAUGGCCCGUGCGAAGUACUUCAUCUAACAUGAAAUUUUGGGCAAAUUAAAAAACAAGCAAAAAAAAAAAAAAAAAAAAAAAAAAAAACCUGACUGACUGCCCACAUAGCUACAAUAAACGUAAACAGCGUAGACUGUGCACCAUAAAGACAGGCAACAGGCCUUGAGAGCACUGUCAUAUGAUCUGAUUUUAUGCAUAGUUCAACUUUAGAGAUGAACUGUCCCUGAAUUAAAGAGGAAAUGUAAAAAUGCUUCAAUAAUUUCUUUAUGCCUACACCAGGAUUUUGUAUUGUUUUUGGGUGAAAACGUCAUUCAAGCGUCAGCAUUUAGCAGCAUUUAGAGUGAGAAAUUUUAAGUAACCCGAAUAUCCCACGAUUUGAAUUGAACGCAGCCAUCGCAGAGUAACUUCGCAUUGUGAAAGAUAUGUUCCAUCGUUCUUUUACAGCUAGCUUUACUGCUGUGGUAUGUCAACAAACUACAGGCUUCUUGUGAGGGCACUACAGAAAAAAACCGCAGGUUGUCUGGUUUCCCUUCCGGCUCUAAUUGUGCUUUUGAGCGGCUCACAGGUGUUUCACAAUGGGGCUCUCACACAAAAUCCCAAAAGCAAUGUUUGGGAAACGAAAUAAACUUGUUGGCGUGCAUGGAAAUCAGUGUUGUACAGCACACUCGACGUCUUCCUCACUGACACUCAAGGGUGUUCCACAAAGUUACAAAGUUAUCCUUACCCUGCAGAGCCACCUAGUGAUUAAAAGAUAUUACAGCAGAUUGCCUAUCACGCGUAUCGCUAAGAUCAUUCAUAGAGCAUUGACCGGAUAUCCCAGACAUGAGACUUAUUUGACAAUGGAAGACCACCAGCCAUGGGACUGGUCAAACAAUUGCAGCAGUCAACUUUAUUGCUCCAGAGACCAGACGCAGAGCCAGCAUAUCUGGAAACCAUCAUUAGCAGAGGGAACAGCGGUUUCAAUCUGUCAGCGCGGGAGAAAGAAACGGGUUCCUUACACAAAACUGCAGCUGGAAGAACUCGAGCGUGAAUACACCAACACUAAGUUCAUUACCAAGGAGAAGAGACGGCGGAUCGCUUCUUCUACCAGCCUGUCUGAAAGACAAGUAACUAUAUGGUUUCAAAACCGUCGAGUCAAGGAUAAGAAGAGACCUGAGGACCUAAAAGAAUUUUAAACCUGUUAAAGAUUAAUUCAUAAAAUUGCUGAUUUACAUAGAGAUAAGCUCUUUAUUCUCUUUAGUAAGGGCUAUUAUUUAUAUCUUUAAAUAUUUAGAUGUACUUGCAGUUCGGAUGUCCAGGUUUGCUGCAAGAGUGUUGAGAUGGUCAGUUCAUUUCAGUAGUUUCAGAUUCUUUUUUAUUAUUAUUUAAAUAUUGUUAAACCAUUUUUGUCAUUAUGUAGCAGUAGUAGCCUAAACGCUGUAUUCCAGACAUCUUUCCAUGCUUUCAAAACUUUAUAUUCUCAGAUUCGUUUUCUUUGAGUGCAGAUUGUGUACCAUAGUUGUUUAUAUUACCAGAGUUUUAUGGGAAAAUCUAGAAUGUAUCACUGACGUAAAUAAACUAUGAGGGAAAAAAAACAAAACAAAAGUUUCAUGUGUAAUAUUUCACGGGGAAAUCAUUUGUUUGUCGGUGUCCUCUUUAUUCCUCUAAAAGUAGAGAUUGUUCUAUACUGCAGAUAGAAUCAUAAUAUCGUGAACAGAUUGUUAAUUUUAAGUAGUCUACGACCAGGUUUUUCCAGUAGCACUAAGUAAAGCAAAAGCAGCAGUCUUUCGAUAAUUAAUUCAUAUUUCCUCUUGCUUUUGCAUUAAUAGGGGAGAUAUUCCUUACGAAAAUUAACCAUGGUUUGAAUAAAAC
Messenger RNA from Megalobrama amblycephala (Wuchang bream), 2034 nucleotides. RefSeq names its product homeobox protein Hox-D12a-like. Gene Ontology annotation, biological process: regulation of transcription by RNA polymerase II. Lineage: Eukaryota; Metazoa; Chordata; Actinopteri; Cypriniformes; Xenocyprididae. Gene Ontology annotation, molecular function: RNA polymerase II cis-regulatory region sequence-specific DNA binding; DNA-binding transcription factor activity, RNA polymerase II-specific. The transcript is spliced from 5 exons. The record is from RefSeq and is a predicted model, not a curated record. The coding region runs from base 759 to 1358 and encodes 199 amino acids.